UCACUGCCUAUUCAGACUUCAAAUAAAUGUUUACAUUUUACAAAGGUCCAUUUAAAUAAAUGUAUUUAACAAUAAUUCUGUUUUUGCAAAUAUAUAUAUAGUUUUUAAGUACUAGACUUGUGAGAAAGUAAAGAUUCUGAAUAUAAAAUAUAACAAAAUGGCAGACUGCAUUUUAUGCCAAAGUGCCAAAGUUCCUCACACUUCAGUUUUUUUAUCUGUGAAUUGGGACAAACUGGAAACUAUCAUGGAACCAACAUUCACUGACAUCAAAGUUAUUGAACAAGAAUCAAUAUGCCAAAAGUGUGACCAGUUAAUUUGUACAUACCAUGAAUUUAAAACAUCCAUCCUUUCAAAUGAAAAAACACUUAAAACCCAUGUGGAAAAUUCUAAGUCAAAUGUAUUAGAAGAACUGCUAGUUCUAGCUGGCCAACUGGACAAGUACAACAAGGAAAAACCAGUAACCUGCUGUAGGACUUGUUAUCAAGUUACGCCACAAAAGAACAGGAUCAAGUUGGAUUCUUACCAGAAUUUUUUAGGCACAAUGGUCCUUACUUGUUUACCAGGGCUUAAUAUAUUUCUAACUGAAGAAUGCUUUAUAUGCUCUCUCUGCCAUAAUACUUUGGUAGCAUUUUACCAGUUUGUCAAUAUGUGCCAGGACAUUGUGAAAAAUAAGAAAGCAUCUAAAAAACCUGUUGAAGAAUAUGAAUCUUCUCCGAAAAAGCCUAAGUUAGAUGCCGAUGUGGGUAAAAGUGAUGGUACAUCUAGUGAAUCUGAAGAACCAUUGCUUCUGGCAACUAAAUAUGAAGAAUAUAAUAAUGAUGAUCCUAUAAAAGUUAAACCAAAAGGAAAGAGAAAAAGUAUAUAUAUGACUAAUAAAACAACAUAUAGAAAGCAGUUAGAAAGAAAAGCGAAAACAAUGAGGAAAAGUGUGCCUACUAAGCCUGUUAAAUCUAAAAGAGGUAGACCAAGAAAAAAAGAAAGGAACACAAAAAUUGAUCAGUUAGGAGACAAACCUACAGUUGAAUCCGAACCCUUAGAAUUGCCAGAAACUGUCGAGGAUAAGCAAACACAUACUGAUGAACCGACUAGCAGUACUAAACGUUUUACGAGAAAUUCAUUAAAAAAAACUGAACCGAAACCGCCAUCACCAGUACAGAUUGAGAAAAAUAAAAAUGAGAUUCAUCAGUGUCAAAUUUGUCAGUUUACAUGUCCGGCACAGGAGAGUGUUAUUUGGACCCAUUUACGUGAACAUAAGACGUCUUUGCCCUCGGGGGCUAAUUGUUGGAAAUGUGGAGCCAUGUUCCAUUCAAUGAGGGGUAUUAUCUCACAUUUUGCCAUACAUGAUAUGGGCCUUUACCUGACUGUUGAAGAAGACCCGUCGUUGAAGAAGAGUGAUAAUAGUAACGACAUUACCGAAAAAAAAUCUGUCUAUUGUAGAUUCAAACAAAUGAAAAAUAUAAUCAACUCGAACUUGUCAGAAUUCGUCAUGGCUAUACAAUGCGAGCUAUGUCAAAAACCGUUCGAUAACUACCUUCACUUUCGGCGUCAUAAUAAACUGCAUAUUAAGGCUGAGAUGCACCAAUGUUCUAUGUGUCCGUUUUCUUGUACUAGCCUCACAGAGAUGCAGAGACAUUUAUAUGUACAUCACGAAAUAAAUGCUCUACAUAAAGUAAUAAUCAAGACAAGCAUUUACAAUGACUUGAUAAAUGAUGGUACGCAACCAAUCAGGGAAAAAAUGAAAGAAGUAGAAACAAUAAGCUGCCAGGCUUGUUGUAACGUAUUUACUUCAAUUCGGGACUAUGUAGAUCACGAAUGUUCCAGUAAAAAAAAGUAUUGCUGUGGAGAUUGUUCCUUAACGUUCGCUACCAUAGAUCAGUUAGAUUCCCAUGGUUGUAUUCCUACUGCUUGGAAAACUCAAUUAAAACCGCCUCCUGAUUUCCAUAUAGUUCAUACCAAUUCCGACGCGCCCACAAUCACGGAAAACCCCGCUCCAAAACCGAAUUUCCAAUGUGCUAAAUGCACGGGAGAUUUUGACAGUGAAAACGAACUUUCGAGCCACGUUUGUGAUAAACCUAUUGAACCCGAAUACCAUUUACCCGUUAUCACUGCCAUUAAGAGCGAAUAUGAGCUAGAAAACAGUCCAACAAAAGUCGACAAAGUAGGCGCAGAAGAAAAUAUUGUGUCCAGUUCCACAAGUGUAGAUGUGCGAAUGUCGGAUAAAGCGUCGGUAGCUGAAGGCGAAGAAAGUUUUGUCUGUAAAUGCUGUCAAUAUUUAGCAAAAAGUCAAGAUAGCUUAACCCUUCAUAUAAAGCAAUGCAUGAAAAGCUGGAAAUGCCCUUAUGAUUUCUUUGCGACCGAUCAAUCUAAAGAUCUAGAAAUACAUCUAUCCUUGGCCCACAACAAAAUAGGCUUUGCGUGUCCCUAUUGUAAUUUUCUCAGUUACGACCAAUUAAAAAUAGUAUCACAUUACGCUUCAAUACAUGCACCCCCUUUGAACCCAGAAGACUCGGAAUUAUCAGAAACUGCCAAGCAAGUGCUUAAAGAUCAACCGUCUGAUGCCAAACAGCCAGAAACUAGUCGAAAUACUCCUGAAAAAAAUAGCAUGUCAUAUACUACAGAACCGCCUCCACUCGUUCCAUUUGAAAAGGAGGCCUUUAGCAGUAAGGAACGAGAAAUAAUUGCGUUAGAUUCCGAUUCGGAAGAUGAAUUUAUCGAGACACCCUCGCACAAUAACAUAAAUACUGGUCAUAUAAACGAAAUUGUUAAUAUUGAUGCUGUGGAGGCAUCGCGGUUGAUUUCGCAAGGAGUUCCCGUUGUUAAGGCGGCAACGUUGAUGUCCGAGUCUCCAAUGAUUUGGCUGGAAACCGACAAUAGUGACAGUAAUGAGAGUAAUAUUCAUGAAAUUCCUUCUACAUCGAGAUCUUCUCAGGACGGCCACGUCAAUAGCAAAAUUACUGAAAUAGCAAUCCCAGAUUCCAGCACUCAAGAUUCUCUUUGUAUUGAAGGUUUUGUUAUAAGUGAUGAUGAUGAUGAUUAUGAUGACAAGACUCCCGAAAAAUCACGACAAAGUUCCUCAUCUAACACAAAUAAGACACCUACAAAAGUAUUAGUUGUAAAUACAGAAGAACAUGAUGUGCUUAAAAGUUUUAUAGUGUCGGAUAAAGCUGAAAAAGAAGGGAACUCAGCAAAUCAAAAAACUCCAAUAAGUUUUAAACUUGGCGAAGCCGGUAUAUCUUUAACAUACGUCGCCAAAAAGGAUGUAAACGCAAGUGUUGCUUCUGAAGUAAGCACAGUAGAAAGCGGUAAAGAAGAUGAUACUUUAGUCAUUUUAUCUGAUGAAGACGAAGAUCCUGUUACAGCUACCGCAAAAAAAGUUAAACCAACUACCCCAACAGCCUCGGCAACGGAUAGCAACCACAUUCAUGGUUAUCGGUUAUUUCAUGCCCUGGCAUUGGAUAAUUGGGAAUCAAUCCAGACUGAGGGAACUGAGCAAACUCGAAACCAAAUCAUUGUAGAAAUGUGGAGGCAACUUUCGGAAAAAGAAAGACGUUCGUAUGUAGAGGAGGCACGGUUUAUGCGGGCACGGUUAAUUCGGCCUCAAAAACCACGACCAAAAAAAUCUAAAUUGUCCGACAACAGUAAGAAAACUAAGGGAGAGGAAAGCAGAACAGAAGUUUUAUCUGACACUAAAUUGGCUGUUCCUUAUGAGUGUGUAAUAUUAGAUUAAAAUGAUCAUUUUUUGUAUUUGGAUUAUUGAUUUUAUUUUGUUUGAUUGGCAUAAUUUAGAAUUAAGAUUAGGAAGUUUUUUGUUAAUUUAAUAAAACUAUAUGCAGUAAUA
This is a messenger RNA of Anthonomus grandis grandis, 3838 nucleotides long. RefSeq lists its product as uncharacterized. Gene Ontology annotation, cellular component: nucleus. Gene Ontology annotation, molecular function: zinc ion binding. The record is from RefSeq and is a predicted model, not a curated record. NCBI's taxonomy places the organism in Eukaryota, Metazoa, Arthropoda, Insecta, Coleoptera, Curculionidae. The transcript has 14 exons. The coding region runs from base 158 to 3727 and encodes 1189 amino acids.